UCGACGUUUGAGAAGGUCUAUGCUGCUUUUUCCCACGAUUACUAUGGAGUUAAAAUUCGCUUGUACUGACGCUAGUAACUUGGGAACAAUCAACUGAUGUUUGAUGAUGGACGACUAGAAACACGCAGCUGUAUGAUAUUUCGCUGUUGAACAUAUCUUCGCAUGUUGUUUAAAACGGUGCGUACACAAGGCACUCAGUUAGCGGGUUUCUACUGAAAAGGAAAACAGUCUUCGCGUCUCGCAGACACCUUCGGAAGGAAUCUCAAAAUUUGCGUUUGUGAUGUAGAGUUCACGGACCCUUGAAAUUUUCCAGCAAGUGAAGCGAGGAUAUUUUGAAAUGGAUGAUGAUCUGGAAAGUGGAUACCUCAGCCCUGGGAGUGACUCCUCCAGAUCUCAGACCCACAGGGCAAAAAAUGUGAACAACAAUUUUCACAUGAUGGAACAGAAAGUUCGCAUCAAAUUUGAAUUUAAAGGUGAAAAAAGAAUCAUUCCAAUCUCCAGACCUGUAAUUUUAUCCCAGUUACUUUUGAAAGUCAAGACAGCAUAUGGCCAGGAUCUAUCCAUGAACUAUGUCAGCAAUGAGAAUGCAAUUCCUCUUGUGAGCCAAUCUGAUCUUGACAAAGCAAUUGAAAUCUUGGACAGAAGUCAGCACCUCACCAGCCUUAGAAUACUGUUGUCGUUACCUAAUGGCGUCAGCGACUUCAACAGUCAUAAAUCAAAUGUACCGAUCUCGUCAGUGAUACCUCCAAGCAACCCAAAGGUUGGAUCUCUCUUUGGUAAACCUUUCUAUAAAAAAGGAAAACCAAGAAGUUAUGGACUUGGAAUCAGGCAUCUUUCCAGGUCUCAGUCAACCCCCGACGAGAUUGCUUACAUGGCAGUGGAUCCACCAAACACGCCAAGUUUAUCAAGAUACAUCAAUGUGCAGUACAUGUCGUCAAGCAAUAUCAACACUAGAGGACGCAACUCACCUCCUCCAGGAUUUCAUCAUGAUGAAUUCCCAGCUCAGCCUUUCCAUAUGGUCAGGGGUGAGGGUGAAUUUAUACCAGAAAGCCAAGAUCAUGUGGUUGUUCCCAGAUUUCAUAGACGAUUGAACAUGUGGUAUGAUCCCCUAUCACACAGUCAGGUCAGAGUUGUUUCCAGUCCAAGCUCUGAAGGUUCUUGGAGAGGAUCAUCCUUUUCUGUGGACAGUGGAGGAGAAAUGCAAUCAUUUUACAACUCUACAAGAUCAGCAUCAAACAGCUCACUGGUGGUGGCUAGUGGAAUGUUUUCCUCAGAAGAGGAUAUAACCGACUGUAAAGCUCAUACGUACCCAAGAAGGAGAAGUCAUACAAUAGGAGGACCAGAUAUAGACUACAAUGACGGAAGCCAAAGAUAUAACGGUACACAGAAUUCUCGCAAACCAAUCCCGCUGUCAAUGAGAAUAGACCAGCAAAUUAGUCCUGCCAGUAGCAGUAGCAGCAGCAGUGGUUUGAUAGCCGACAUCGACAUAAACACAAAAAGACCUGGAAAAGAGUCUGAACUUGAAGUCGCCGUGCAGAGGCUUAAAGACAUGUCAAUAACAGAAACUAAAGUGCUUGAGGUGCCAAGAAACUGGACCAAGGGAAAGCUUCUUGGAGCAGGAGCAUUUGGUCAGGUCUACAUGUGUCACGACCAUGAUACAGGGAGCGAAUUAGCCGUCAAACAAGUUGAAGUUGGGCUACUGAACACUGCAACCCAAAAGGAAGUGAAAGCUCUAGAAGCAGAGAUCGAUCUUUUAAAGAAUCUCAGACACGACAGAAUAGUGUUAUACUAUGGAACACAACAGACGGAUCUGCAUGUCUACAUAUUCAUGGAAUACAUGCCCGGGGCAUCAGUACACGACCAUAUCAAGCAACAUGGCGCUCUCAAUGAGAGUUUAACAAGAAAAUAUACAAGACAAAUUUUAGAGGGAGUGUCUUUCCUUCACGCUACAUUAAUUGUUCACAGAGACAUAAAAGGUGCAAACAUCCUAAGAGAUCUUCGUGGUAAUGUGAAAUUAGCCGAUUUUGGCGCUUCCAAGAGAUUACAGACAAUUCGAAGUAAAACUGGUUUUCGAUCAGUACAUGGCACUCCAUACUGGAUGGCGCCAGAGGUAAUAAAUGGAGAAGGAUACGGGCGCAAGGCUGAUAUCUGGAGUCUUGGAUGCACAGUGGUAGAAAUGUUGACAACGAAACCUCCAUGGGCAGAAUUCGAACCGAUGGCGGCCCUGUUCAAUAUUGCCACGCAACCCACAGAACCCUCACUGCCGCACGAUCUAUCUGAGGACGCCAUGGAAUUUAUUCAGUCCACUCUAACAAAGAACUCUUGGCAAAGGCCUUCAGCUGACGAACUGUUGAACUUCACCUUCGUUAUAAACUCCACCGUAACAACAUGUUUAUGACGAUGUAAAAGAACGAAAGAUGCCUGUGACGAGGUAUCUUCAGACACGAAGGACUUUCUUUCGUUUGUAAAUAGAGGAUGAUCAACUCCUUUAUGACUUUUCAGUCAAUCCUUAAGACAAUCAUCAAAGUAAACUUCACAACGAGAUCACUAGUUCAAAAUGGUGAGCUGAAGUUCAUUUGAUGCAGGCAAGCUAAGGAUCUGCGAUAGGAGGGCAUCACUGUCCCCAUGGAAUAAUCAAGAGAAGUUUCAAGAAUCAAGAAGAGAAUUCAAAAUAAAAAGCGUUAACCAAUUAAACUAGAACGCAUCGAAGUGAACUUCAACCAUUAGACACGAGCGAGAGUUAGAGAAUUAUCCACAGCAACGAUAAUUAUACAUUUUUACAAGCUAUCAAAUUUUCGUGGAUGAUUCUUUUGGUUAGAUUUCGAGACUAAAAAAAAAAACAUCCCAUGCAGAAGAGGCUGUGGUGUACGGGAUACAGUAUUACAGCCAAUAUUUUUUAAGUUUACUCCUCUACGAAGAAGGCGAGAGGACAUUUAUAUAUGGUCGUACUGGAAUUGUGUAUAGAUAUGUGAUUCUUCGCCUCUUCGUGUCAUUCAAAGCCGACACCUACUUUUCACGAAAGUGAACCAGAGAUUGCACGAGUCGUUGAACUUUUGAGCUUACUCAUGACAGCUAUAAAUAUUCCGCCGACAAGAGCGCUAUUUUGGACGCUUUAACUUCAGUUCUUUUUAUAGCCCUGUUGACAGUGUGUUUGAACCAAGAGAGUAUCAAGCUACGAGACUGACCUCUUUACGAAGGACAUAUUCUUAAAGAAAAUCUCUCCCAAUUUAUUGUUAGACCUAAUGUCUCUGGUCUCGAGGGAAUAUAACAUAUACCAUGCGUGUACCAUGCGAAUGUCUUAUUGGAGAACACCUGCACACAACAUUGGACGUUCACACGCGAAAAUAAUGCGACACGAAAUUGGUUGUUGUCUUAUAUUCUCCGGGAUCUCUGAAAACAGUGGUGAUUUCAGAAUAGCUUCCGUGAAAAUAGUUCACGUUCUUUUUUCGUGCUUCGCAAGCGUGGCUUCAAGGUGUCCUCUGCUUUUCAUUGGUUACGUGAUUGGCACGCUGUCAUUUGCCACACGUUUCCCGCUCUGUUUGUUUUAGUUUUUCCCGCUCUUUUCGCUGGUUUCUUAUUUGGCGCGCUUGCAGGUUGCCACAUCUUCCCGCGCUCAACGCUGAUUUGUACCUGGUCCUUGUUUUCCCGCGCUUACGAUGUCUUGUGGUGUGGUGUGGCGAGGAGUUUGACAAUAUGACACCAAAAGAGAUUUAAUUCAGGCGAAAACUUGUUACUCUGGAAUUAUUUUAAAAAAGCAUGUACAUGAAGCCUAAAGUAUUGAGUUUUUUUACGAUAUGUAAAUAAUUCAGCUUCUCAAUAGAGGCGUUCUGUUUUUUCGAAUUUUGUUCGUGCUGAACAAGUGAUAUUUUAUAUAACAGCUUGCUUCAAUAAGUCAUUCAAUGAAAGUUUAUAUUGUACAAUACUGCUGUAGAGAAGGGAUAGGUUGUAGAUAGGCUUCAUUGAUAGAAGAUCAAAUUAAGGUUUUGUUAUGUUCUCCAGCUGCAAAGCCCAAAUUCAAAUAAUCAAUAUUUUCAUUGGCAGUUCAUCGCUUCUCGUAAUAAACUGUAAAUGGUUAUGGCAUGAAUGUGAACGGAGUCAGUAGUUCAUCCAUAUAUUUAAACGACACACCUUACAGCAUAACGAGAAUUAUUAUCACUUUGUUAUUAUUACUUUGUCGGGCAUUGUGGUGCACUUUGCGAGCUAAAACGGAGAUUUUGGCAGACUAAACCGUACUUUAGCCCACUUGCUCGCACGUAUGAUGUUCAGACUUUUUUGUUGUCAUUUUUCAGUUUUUUUUCCCAAUGCUCUCCAAAGUGAUAAAAAUAGUAAUACAGUUUAUGUUCUUGGGUAUGUAACCAUUGAAUAUGUUUUGAGCCCUUCUCAGAUCACUUUAACCCUCACUUAGCGGCUCGAGCUAAAAUGACUGAGUCGGACUGCCCGCGAACAUUGACUCUAUUGUUUUAAUACCGCACGGAAGUUCCGCUCAAUGGCGGAAUGCUUAAUUUAUGGUAAAUAUCCACAUAAUUUGGUAGAUCGUCGUUCAAAACAGACUCUAAAGCCAAUGUUCAUAGAGUGACUCCUGAUCGUACAAUGUAGAGUAACUCCGACUGCAGGCGACAAAUUUGUUCUGGCAAGCAGCUUGAGACUGUGAAAUAGAUUGUCAGUUAUCUUUGGAAAAAAAAAACAAUGAAUAAAGUAUUGAAUUAAAAGUG
This is a messenger RNA of Stylophora pistillata, 4712 nucleotides long. RefSeq names its product mitogen-activated protein kinase kinase kinase 3. Gene Ontology annotation, molecular function: ATP binding; protein kinase activity; protein binding. NCBI's taxonomy places the organism in Eukaryota, Metazoa, Cnidaria, Anthozoa, Scleractinia, Pocilloporidae. Gene Ontology annotation, biological process: protein phosphorylation. The record is from RefSeq and is a predicted model, not a curated record.